Molecule: messenger RNA, 234 nt
Organism: Rodentolepis nana
Lineage: Eukaryota; Metazoa; Platyhelminthes; Cestoda; Cyclophyllidea; Hymenolepididae
Source: the annotation of a GenBank genome assembly
AUGCUAACAAACAAAGUGGUUUUCUACCUCUCUCUGCUAUGUUUCUGUCUGCUAUUUUCGGAGUUACCACAGACAAGUGCCAUCCGACUUCCAAGAUCUUUGUAUGAUGGCUCUCUCAGCACCGACGGCCUAGAAGAAUCAGAUCUUCAACUUAUAAUGGACACGUUGAGUCGUUUGUCUCCUGAUUUCCAACGUAGAUAUGCAUCCAAACGUGGUUUUGUGCGUCUUGGUUGA